AAUAGAGUUAAUGUUUUACUUUCAAAGUAGUUUUUAGGUUUUUACGUUCCAAGCAGCUACAAUGUUUUGAUACGAAACAAGGAAUAAAUCUAACAAAAAUGAUAUAACUUAUGCAUACAUAGAAGAGUUUUAUAGAGUGGCGACAUUUUAAAACGGUGCAUUAAAUUUUGUCUGGCAAAAAAAUAUUCAAACAAUCAUAUGAGUUGAGGGAAUUGAACUUGUAUUUCAAAUAUGUUAGCAAUUACAAGAGUAAACUAAAGAAACUGGUAGCUGGCAUAAAUGGUGAUGCUAAUGCCACUGGUGGAGGACCUCCUGAAGGGGGUACUCUAUCAAACAUUGAAAACCGAUUUCUGGCUCUUUUGGGGCCAGGAUUCGGCCAGGCAGCCCCCCGGGUGAGCGUUGAUCCCUUUCCUGUUGAUGUGGAUUCCCCAUCAAUAUUAAGUAAUAUGAAUAUUGGUGCUGAAGAUAUUAUCCAAGAGCAGAUUGAAUUUGAAACCGAGUAUCUCGAGGAUCCAGGUGGCAGUUCUGCUCCGAGGCUGUUUCUCCCUACCGAUGCUAUUGAGGCAGCUGUCGAUACUUCAACUGCCGGUGCUUCAGAACGUCCACCUGUGAAUGCUGCAGAACGUGGAGCAACUGGUGGUGGAGUGCCAACUUUGCCACGUCAAACUCGCCGUAGCAGAUACAGAUACCGAAGUCGACCGCUGGCUCCCCUUGAUGAGGCGAGAAGGAUUCUGUCACAAGUGGAAAAGCAGCGAGCAGCAGCUGAUGCAGCCCAAGCCGAAGCCCUCAAGCUUAUAGGCCAAAAUCUUGGCCGAAUAGCUAAUGCAUUAGAAACAUAUUUAUCAAAUUAA
Pectinophora gossypiella (pink bollworm) is the source of this 851-nucleotide messenger RNA. RefSeq lists its product as uncharacterized. The transcript has 5 exons. The record is from RefSeq and is a predicted model, not a curated record. Lineage: Eukaryota; Metazoa; Arthropoda; Insecta; Lepidoptera; Gelechiidae. The coding region runs from base 447 to 851 and encodes 134 amino acids.